CUAGAUGCAUUGUUUACAUAUUGGAACAAGGCUACAAAAUCUGAACUCAUGGACUUUUUCACGAUUACAGAAGUAUGCUUACAUCAGUUCCAGUACAUGGGAAAACGAUACAUAGCCAGGAACCAGGAGGGGUUAGGAUCCAUAGUUCAUGAUCGAAAAUCUCAGACAUUGCCUGUUUCCCGUAACAGAACAGGAAUGAUGCAUGCCAGAUUGCAGCAGCUGAGCAGCCUGGAUAACUCUCUCACUUUUAACCACAGCUAUGGCCAUUCAGAUGCAGAUGUCCUUCACCAGUCUUUACUUGAAGCAAAUAUUGCCACCGAAGUUUGCCUUACAAUUCUGGAUACUCUAUCAUUAUUCACAAUGGCUUUUAAG
Messenger RNA from Neopelma chrysocephalum (saffron-crested tyrant-manakin), 372 nucleotides. Its product is annotated as dedicator of cytokinesis protein 9-like. Gene Ontology annotation, molecular function: guanyl-nucleotide exchange factor activity. The annotation marks the transcript as partial. The transcript has 4 exons. NCBI's taxonomy places the organism in Eukaryota, Metazoa, Chordata, Aves, Passeriformes, Pipridae. Gene Ontology annotation, biological process: positive regulation of GTPase activity; small GTPase-mediated signal transduction. The record is from RefSeq and is a predicted model, not a curated record.